AUGGAGAAAAUUAGCGUACUGAAAUUUGUUGGAGUAGUGCUUGUAUGGCUCUUCAUUUUAAAGCCUUGUGUGGGUAGUACUUUUAGUGCGUGGGGAGGACCUGGGUGUGACGUCCCGGGUGAGGCUCUCGGUGGUUGUGGUGAGUGUUAUGGCAUAGGCUACCACGCAGGAUAUAAUUUUCAAUACAGCGGACAGACUGUGUAUCUUUAUAGUUCUAAUGAUUGCACGGGUCAAGUAGAUACUACUCUCGCCGUCAAUACACGCGAGUGCAGUAGUUUUGGGUGGAAUAGCUUCAUCAUUGGGUGCUGA
Molecule: messenger RNA, 309 nt
Organism: Cryptomeria japonica (Japanese cedar)
Lineage: Eukaryota; Viridiplantae; Streptophyta; Pinopsida; Cupressales; Cupressaceae
Product: antimicrobial peptide 1-like
Exons: 1
Coding region: 1-309 (102 amino acids)
Biological process (GO): defense response; negative regulation of growth
Source: RefSeq, a predicted model, not a curated record